GUAAACAAAGGGCAAAAGAACGGUGGAAGUGCAAUGUGGUGGAACUGGGACUCAUUCACUCGUCACCUCCUUCACUCUGUGUGGAUGCCAUCGUCAGCGUAAUUUUAUAUCCAGGCACGCCGGACAAGACAUUCAAGCAGCGGCCCUCCUCGGGCCACCAACUUCUUCGUGUGUUGUGUGGCGAGACGAUGGUGUGGGCUCUUCGCGACUUGAGCUGUGCACCGUUGAAGACAAUUGCCGGGGAGUGUUGAAAAAUUUCUUACACACCAGUCGAAACUUGGAUUUCACGUUGGUAAGAUCGCCGCACUACAUGUGAGCUGGUUACGCGCGCGGGUGGACCCUAAACUCGUGGUGCCGUUUGUCCACUUAUGUGGGAUGAAGAAUACAACAUAUAUAGUACACGUUACCUACUUUUGUACUGUAUCAUUUAGCCAAGGAGGCAAUUUGUCGUGUUUAGUGAUUAAUGGUGUGUGAUUGAGUGAUUUACUCGAUCGUUAGUGAACUCAGCACCACUAUCAAUUUUCCAGAGCUAUCCAGCCGAGAGUGGUGCUCCUGUGUGGAUGAAGUGGUUGGGUACUACAGUGCGGCAAAUUGUACCAUUCCGUGUGCAAAAUGUUGUGUAUUUAUAGAUGCGGAUCGCUAUAGUAACGUCUCAAUGAUGGUUUUGCUUGUACUCUUUAACUUCCACGAGUGCGUGAUGUGAAUUUUCGGCGCUAUUGAUUGACAAUCAUCCAUUAACAAGGAUUUUAUUUUUGUGGCAAGGACAACCGUUUAAUUUUCCCAUCAUCGGCAGCAACAUACAUACAGUGAGCUUUUUCUCACCCUUUCACAUCAUUUUUCUGCGGGAAUCUCUUUGUGGCAAAAGAGGGGGAUGUGCAGGAAAUUGCGGAAAUGCACGAGACAGAUAAUGAAUUGAGGACAUGAGCAGGAGUCAAUUGAUGACGGAGGAAAUACCCGAGAUUCAAGAGGGGGGUGGAGUGUGGGAAACCACUGCAGAUGCCUUUGUUCAUCCAAGUGACAUUCAUGCAGCCCCACCACCCUUCGUUGGGGUGGCAAUUAAGCGUACCCUGAGGUUACCAACGGACAGUGGGGAUGCCCCCCCACGACCACCACCACCCGCGGAUCCUUUUGAGGAUAUCCCACUGCCGGGUUUUGUCAUCUUUGGCGAUGAUACAAAGUCCACCAGCUACUGGGGCAACCAAAGUGGUGCAAGGAAAAGUUUUCUUGUUGAAUUCAAAUCGGAAGAGGAGUUUCAGGAGUUUCUGGCAGCAGCUAGGACCCCCUCGGAGGAGCCAUCGUUGGUGGUGGAGAGCGAUGUGGUGGUGGAGAGUGAUGUGGUGGCUGUAGCCGAGGGUGAGGGUGGUGCGGAAGAGAAGGACGAGGGAGAGGUGAUUAAUGAAUUGGGGGAUGAAUUGAAGAGCCCCACGUCGACGAGCUCGUACUUGGGCACACUCACGGAGGAGGAUUUGAGCGAUGGGUUGGCAGAGGAUGUCAAUGGAGACGUGCAGGGGGAUGAGGUAGACAGUGGCAGUGUGAAUGAGCAGCAGUGGGGUGACUCGAGGACGUCAGAAGGUGAGCGUGGGGUCGACAAAGUCCCACAGGACACAUCCAUUGCGAUUGGCGAUGUGUUGAGAACUGACACGGGGGUUCAUUGCGCAUUGAGUGGAGCAUCCGUGGAGGCCCCAACUACACAUGAUGACGACCAUGACGGGGGCGCAUGUGCUGAACAAGCUUCGGGACCCCUUCGUGGUAGUCGUGGUGGUGAUUCAUCGAUCGAAAAGUGUGUAGUCGUCGCCGACGACGGCAUCCAGGACAUCAUUUUGGAGCAAGGUGAGUCUGGGGAGACACCAAUUGAGCCAUUUUGGCCAUCAAGUGCGAUUUGUGGUGGUACCUUGAGUUCUCAGCCAUCGCCCGAGCCCACACCCGUGUCCCCUGAUGUUAAAUUGUGCGUGCAAAAGGAUAUAGACUGUAGCAGAUUUAGUGAUCAGUGCAUUCAAGUGCCAUCGCCACCCAGUCGUGAGGACUGUACCCACUCUCCGCCCCAUUGCUGUCCCUGUACGGGGUCCCCGUGGCGGAGGCAUCAAGUGAAAAUUCACUGCUACCACCCAAAAGAGGAGUCCACAGUUCAGGAUCAGCGGAACUGCACCGAUCAGGGUGGUGGUGUGAAUGUUGAAGUGACUUUCAAGGCGCACAUAAGUGUUGAAUUGUCUGAAGAGUCCUCUAAGCAAACACCGUCGAUUGAUGUCGAGGAGGACAAACAGGAGGAAAUCAAUUGUGUGCCAUCUAAAAGUGAAAUCACAUCCAGUGACGUGAACGAAAAUCAAGUGGAAAAUUGGGUGGACACCACCAAAUCCCCGAGACCUGUGCAAAAGCUCCCAGUUUACGGGACCCUUGGUUCACCAUCAUUUGCAGAAAAUUUCGAAGCAAGUGUUCGACUGAAGCGCCUCGAGGAGCGCCUAAAGCAAUUCACGUAUACGAAAAAACUCCUCCGCAACCCACUUGAGGACUCCCCACCAGCUGACGGGGAGUUUGCAUCCAUCCUCAGGACAUUGGGUGGCGAGAGUGAGGUGAAUUUUGAUGAUUCUUGUUUAUAUCCCACCAAGGAGCCAGCCCUAGGGUCGCCCACUGUGCGCGAGGGUUUCAAUCAUAUCGAUCCAACUGAGGAACGGAAGGAACAUCAGAUUGAAUCAUGUCAGAGUCAAAGUUCACAUGAGAACCCCAUUGAAUCCCAAGAGGGUGGUACCACACAGGGGAGUCAAUUAGCGAAACUUCUCUCAUCUGUGAAGGAGCUCGUUGCAUCAGAUGCUAAAGACUAUCAUUGGGGGGAGUUGGGGAAAAUCAAUAGUAACACCAUAGAGGUCGAAACACAGGUGUUAGCACCACAGACGGAAUCUCGUGUUGUGCACAAUGUGCUAUCAGGUGCAAAUGCAAACGGUGAUGAUGUGCAGUGUUGUGUGAAAACGGACGAAAAUAGCAAUUUCCUCAGAAAUCCACCACGUAAGAGCCUCCUCAGUCCCGAUUCUAGUUCCAUUGACUCCGCCGAGGAGUUGUGUAAGCUCUUUCCUGAGGAAUCAAGGCCAUCACCACCACCACCACCCAUUCAUCCCCGUGGGGUGCCCUUUUCCCCAUCAUACAGACCAUUUCGUGCGUCCACACCACCACCGCGUCCCCCGCCAAAAGCAACAUCCUUCCGAAGUUGCGAAUUUAACGCCCACAAGUGGCCAGAGUAUGCCACGGGUGGUGUCACGUAUCCAGAUGGUGAUGCUCUCGUUGAGUGCUACGAUGAACUCGAGUGCGAUGUGAGUGAGGACAGCGAUGACAAUACGUGUCAGUGCUCACUAGAAGCUGUACCCCUCUACCGACACCCACAGCAUCCGGAUUUGGUCAUAAUGCGCGAAAGCACCGGACCCCUGAGGGGUCUCCUCAAGAAACCCAAUCGCCCACCCCAGCAGCGCAAGAAUCGCGUUGUCUUCGAUGAGACACGCAAUGAAUUUUUCGAAGCUGACUACAUCAUUCUCAUCCGUGAGGAUUGCCCCUACGAUGAGGAAGACGAGGAACCCUGCACCUGUGGCGAGCAUGAACUUGUCCGCCUUUGCUGCGAAGAGGGAUGUCAGUGUCCCGGAUAUACGGAUGACUGCCGCACACCCCAGAGUCCCAAGUAUGCCCCACCCAUGGAGUUUGUGGAUCAGGCAACGCUCAGUCCACCGGAGGGCUACAAGGAUGGCGGAGCACUCACAAAUGCCCUCGGGGGAGCCCUGGGUGGCCAUGUGUUCGGGGCCCAGCAUAUUCAGCAGCUACAGGUGAUCCAGAAGCUCCAGCAACAGCGGGCAGCAAUGCUAGCGGCUCGUGGUCAAACCACAGGGUCGCAACAGAGUGAAAUGUCCAUGCAGCAGCCGGUGUGUAUGGAGUGCGCCGAAUGCGCUGAGUGUGCAGCCAAGCAGAUGCAAGAAGAAUGCGAUUCCCCGUGCUCAGAUGAAACGGGAACAAUUGAAAUGCCACAUGUGGCAAUUGUUCCGAUUAAGACUACCUCCCCGGAAAGGCGGGUGACCCAAAAAGAGAUUAUUGCUGGCGAAGAGAGACCAAAAUACUUGGCUAUUAAACAACAAUUAGAGGCAGCAACUCAAGAUAAAAAGUUAGAAAAUGGAUUGGAGAAAGUCCGAUCGAAUGAAAAACCGAGAUAUGUCGUUGAAACAAUCACAAUGACGACAGUAACUGAACGGCGAAUUGUGAGGCAAGCUAAUGAAAAUGUGCCAUCAGGAUCUCACGGCAGUGUAGGAGCUGUACCAGCAACUGCAAAUCACCAGGCAGCCGUAGCAGCAGCAGCAGCAGGAGGUGUUGCAGGAAGUGGGGUUGAUCCGGCGGAGAGAACGAAUGAUUCCACAUCCAUUUCUGGCAUCCUCAAGGGUGGAAAACUCUGGAAAAGUGAACAGACUCAGUGUGACGACACAACGAAUAUCACAUCGGAUGAGGAGGGAAAUGUGAAGCGUUCAGUGCGCUUCACGGAGAAUAUCAAGGAUACAGAGAGGGAGAAUUGCGAUGGGGAGGUGCAAUCGGGUGAGAAUGCCGAGGAGCAGAGAUCCGGGGAGAUAAUGCUCCUCAAUAAGCAAUCGAGUCUCUUCCACAAUGCCCUACGCCCCAAUUCGGCUCUUCGUCAGCUCUUUCCGGCCGUCUCGACGGCAGCAACGGCAGCUGCACCGUUGACUCAUGAAGCUCUGAGGGCAUUUGAUGAGUCCAAGAGGGGCCCCACGCUUUCCACCAUGGGUGGUGGUAGUCUCGGGGUGAGCAGUGACUCGGAAACGGAUACAAUUCGACGGACAAUUGAACGCAAUGCCCUGAGGAGGUCACUCAUAAAGUACGAACCAAAGAAGAAGGCAGUCCGACCGGAUACGUCGCUGGAGGAGAGAAUCCGACAGCUCACCUGUGAUAUCGAUGAACCACCUGGGGAGGAAAAUGCCAAAAAUCAGCAGGGUGACCUCGAGCGUCGAGACAGUCCGGCAGGUGAGGAGAAUCCGCAGCAAUCCAAGUAUGUGCCGGAUAAGAGCUUCUCACCAAGCUCAUCAGCCAGCAGCUCAUCGAGUGGUUCCACGUCGGCCUAUCGCAAAAUCACUGAAAUCUUUCACAGAGAUCGUCGCCAGGAGCGCAUCCCGGAAGCAGAUGAGAAUCCCAUUGUGAUUAUCCCUCAGUGCAAAAAAUCCCGCAAUGAUUGCCGAUGCCCUGCUGCUCCGGAUUUGGGGAUGGGUGUGCAAAUGCCACAGACUCAUACGCAAAUCCAUCAAACACCCCCGAGGCAGAAUGAGUCGCGUCGUCAAUUCCUAUCCACCCUCGCUCCAUUGACAGCCUGUGUGGCUGGACAGAGGGAUGAUUUCUCCUACUACACCCUCAGUGCGGGAGAUCGUGCAUCCACGGCAAGUUCUCAGUGUUCGGAAUAUAGUUUGGGUGACAUUGAGGCGGUUCUGCAUCAUGAUGAUGAAGUGAAGCAAGUGGCACCGGAUGUAAUUGCUGGGACACCUGGGCAGGAGACUGAUGAACUUGUGGCAUUUGCCCAGCAGGAGGCCUCACGCACGGAUCGUAUUAAGAAGCGAUACAGUGGCACUGAGACAACGGCAUCCAAUACAAAUUCAGCAGUUGCUUCGGAUGAUGAUGAUGAGCAGAAUGACUAUGGAUUCAACAAGAGGCCAUCUGUGAGGGGUAUUAAACCCAAAUUUGGCACAACCAAUGAAAUUUUGCAACAAAUGCAGGCACAAUUGGCACAACCUGGCCCAAUUCAAACAACACAAGUUGUUCAGCAGACCCAUACAACAAUUCAACAACCCCCACCGCCACAUUUGCUGCAGAAGAUGCACCCAACAAAUGCAAUCAUUCACACGGUUACGUCGCAGCAGCAGCAAAUGACUACGACUACGGGUUCCAAUACACAGUGGCCAUACUUUUCGGAAUCCCAGCAAGUACCGCAGCAGCAGCAAUUGCAACGUAGUCAGAGCACGGGGGGUGCUGCCUCAACGGAGGUUGUUGCCACUAAUAGCAACUACUUCAAUCACCUCCCAAAUGUCCAUGGACGACAUAGUUUCCAUGGGCAUCAGGAGGCAACAAUCUAUCAGAAUUGCCACAGUGUUGUGGAGCAGCAGCAGUAUGGACGUUUCGCCAGGAGCCCAACACGUCGCCCUGAAUCCCCACCACCACUUAGGAACUACCACCAAACAAUGGUGCUCAUUCCGUACAAUAACACCGAAUCCUUUGCCAGAUACGCAACGAGUAACGAGCAAAUUCCCGGGCAGCAGUUUAGGCGCCUCGAGUAUCAACAGGUGACACAGCAGACAAUUCGCGUUCCCAUGGGAUACCCACUCCCGGGGAUGCAGCUGCAUGUGGUGGCGGGACGUGGGGGUGCUGCACACAGCAACUACGCGUCCUUCCCGCGCCCACGUCGUCCGGGAAAUUACGCGUAUGUGACGCCAGGGCCUCAGGAGAAGGACAGUGCAGGCGGUGCUGUGAAGUAUAUUGAGCGUGGUGCUCCCGAGGGGGCAGCAAGUGCACCUCCUGGUGACGUGAAUGCCGGCAAUGGUGCACUCAUGUCACCUGUCUCAGGUGCACCCCAUACUACCUCCACGGGAACGGCUCAAACAACAACGUCAGGAGUCACGACUACCACGUCAGCCGCUGCAACGGGUGCCGUCUUUUACGCCAUGAAUGUCUGACCCGGGGAUUAGGUUAGUGUUAGAAUAAGAAUCGACAGUACACGUGUGACUACGACCGAAUGGGAAUUGCAGCCGGCCUUUGAUAUUGAGUAGAGAUUAUUCCGCAUCACACAGAAGCUAUCAUUAUACAAUUUCCCACAUUUUUUAACAUCUCAUUGACAGUGCCCUUGACAGCACUUAUUUGACAGCUGUUUAAGAUCUGUCAAUGUCACGGAGAAAAAAAUCACAAAAAAUGGAUCCUUUUGUGUGAUGAAGGAGACUCUCUCGAGGCUGUGCACUUUGGCAAUUCCUCCACAAUUUGCCAUGAUGCUGAACUUUUUCUCCCCCUCCCCCAUUUGCAUCAUUUAUUCAUCACAACACGCGCUUAUCAAUGAAGGCUGACUCUGACAAAUUUUUAAAUUCCCAAAACGGAAGCUCCACCGCGUUGGGGGAGGAGCUUUUCCCACAAAGCCCUAUGGGGAAAAAAUGUCACAUAAGGGUUGUUUGUUUUGCGAUGAGCCAUCAUGAUAAAUUGAAUGAUUCAUUGAUGGAAUCUCAUACCUAUGAAAUAAUGAACGUCGCUCCUGGAAAACAGAUUAAAAUUUUCUCCCCCAUAAAUCAGCAUUUUCCAGUAAUUUUAAUUUCAACUGCGUAGAAUCAGAGCUUUUCACUUUGAUUCUCUCUCUCGUAACAGCCCUACUUUUCCAUGGCAUUUUCUUGGUGUAUUAUAUUGCUUUUUGUAAAAAGAGAAGCAAAAAGAGAUCAUUUUAAAGGCAUGUUGCUUUGAAAGUUUUGACAAAAUGGUGGAUUUGUUAAGUUCUUAAUAUUUUGCUAAAAAAAAAUUUUUAAGUAAAGAAAAUCAGAAUAAAAAUUAAAAAUAAAUAAAUAUUUUGAAUAAAUUAUUUAAUUGUGAGAAGGUUCUCUGACGAGCGUUUACUAAAAUAUUUUUAGAAACUUAAAGAUAUUUUGGAAAAUAUUUAAAGAUUUCGUAAAUUUAUGAAUAAAAUAUUUUAUUUAUUUCUUUAAAGUUACAUAAAAUAUUAAUUUUUAUUCUGAAGUUUAUCUUGAAAUAUGUGAAAUAUUAAAUUCUUGAAAUUCCGUAGUUCUUUUUUAAACAUAACCUUUUGUAAAAUCCAGCUAAUGAAAUUAAACUUAAGGGGUGUUUUUCUAAAUGAAAUUAAUCGGAUCAUUGGAAAUAUUAUUCAGAUUUCUGUUUAGUCCUACAAAGGCCCAAUUUGAAGAGCCAAAAACUAAAAAAUAUUUAAUUCAAGCGCAAAAAGUACUAAAUUUGAGACGAGAAAUAGUAAAAUUAAACCGAAAAGUACUAAAUUCAAGACUAGAGAUACUAAAAAGCUUAAAAAAGACUGAAUUCAAGCAGAAAAAUAUUAUUUGGUUUUCGUACCUAAAAAAUUACAGAUUGAGGAACAAAAACCUAAAAAAAUAUUUAAUUCAACCCCAAAAGAACAAAAAAAUAAUAAACAAAUAGUAAAUUCAAGUCGAAAAUAUUGAAUUUGUUGUUAAAGGCUUCCGGUGUUCGUCAGAGGAAAUUCCCGCUCACCCAAGGAAAAACAGCAAUUUAAGCUAAAGCUUUCGAGCCUAAUAGCGGCUCUUCUUCAGUGGCUGGAAGUACACAUUUAUUCAAAACAUUCAACAUUCCUUUAACAAAAAACUCAUACGUUAGAAAAGAAAAAGAAAAUAUUGAAUUUGUUUUUCGGUUUUUAUUCAGUUUCAAGGUAUUCGUAUUUUAGCAAUGAUAAUGUGAAUUAAAAUGUUCAGAUCUUCACCCCUCAUUACUGAUGGAGCUUCUGCUUUAGCUUUUAUUUUAUCAGAAUUUUUAAUAAAAAUUCUAAUUUCUAAUUGUACAAAAAAAUAUUAAUUUGUAAUGAAAGACUGGCAAUGAGAACCAUCUUAAAACUUCUAGAGCAUCAUGUAAAAUAGAAUAUUUGCCUAAAGGGGACGUAUGUUAAUUUGCGAGUGAGCUUUAAGAAUACAAAAUGGUUUUGAGAUCUCAAAGACGAAGGAGUGUUGAAUGGCAAAUGAAGUGUAUAGUCAGAGAGAGAGAGAGAGUCCUGAAAGAGGUCAUUCGCCUUAAUUGCUAUUCAAGCCUAUAUAAUGCAAUAUUAUUUCAACUUUGAAACAUCUCUUGAAUUUUAUGAACCAUGCCCAAUUUCCCCUAAAAUUCAUAUUUUGUUUGCAAACAGGUCAGGUAGAAAUAUGAUUCCGACGUACAAUAUAUCCCUUUUAUGUUUUUUCGAAUGACAUCGAUUUUAAUUGCGAAAGUCACUUUUGAGUGCUCUCUGGGUGAACACAAAAAAGCCCAAACAGUAUAAAAGAUGAAUUUUAUUGAUGCUUUUUUUCUGAGAGGCAUUUAGCUCCUAGCACAAUAAAAUUCUCAGCUAUGGUGGAGGUUUUAUGUGCGGAGAAUGAUGACUUUCAUUUAAUUUUUGAGGAAAAAAAAACACGGAAACAGUGCCAAAGCUACAAGAUUUUAUUUUAUUGACAUGAUGCUGGAGAAUUAUAAUUUCUUCCUCCAUCUGCUUUUUCCUUUCUCUCUCUAGAGGUGUGGGGGUGUAUAGGGCAAAGAAAAACCCACGGAGAGUGUUACAAUUUAACCAAAGAUUGUGAAAGAGAAUAUCUUAUCAAGAUUAAUAUUUUUGUUACUCAUCUCCUUAUAAGAAAAAAAAGAAGAAUUAAGAAAUAAAAUAAAAAUUCUAGAUUUAGCAAAAACGUUUUAAGGGCAGCUGCAGAGGGCAAUGGGUAGAAAAUUAAAGAAGAAAAAAAAACGAAACGAAAGAAAAACUCUAACUCAAAGAAAAAAUACUAAAGAUAUUCUAUUUAAAUAGAUAAAAUAUAGAUUUGUAUUUCUGCAUUUAAAGGUAAAAUCUCUUUGUGGGAAUGUGUGUUGGGGAGGGACAAAAUGUAAAAGCAUUAUAAAAAAAAUGGAAUGAGAGUGUGGCUGAAAGAGAAUGAAAUUCUUUUUCUUAGUGUAGAGUAAAUUACUUCAAAUUUAAAAAAUAAUAUUUGAUAUAUAUUUUAUUUGCAUAAUGCAAUAUUAUUAGCUCAUGAAAAAAUAAACAAAAAAGGGUUAUGAAACAAAGAAGAAAAAAUCUAAUUGUUAUUAGUCUGAUUUUGUUAUAAAAAUUCAGUACCUCCUCCGUAUUAUUAUUAAUUGUUUUCAAAGCUAAAUAGCAAAACUUUCUCCUAUAUAUUAUUGAUUCAUUUCAAAUGAAUUUUAUAUUUAUAACCCAUGUAGGUGUAAGUUGAAUCAUGUAGAGUAAUAUUAUUGAAUUGAAAGGAAAAUCAAAAGGAUACCCCUCGCGGAGGCACAUUGAGGGUGUACACAACACAAUUGAAAAUAAAUUUCAUACAUAGAUUAAUAUAUAUAAAACAUAAUAUAUUGCUAAACAAUAAAAUGAUACAUUGAAAAUUGUAACUCAAAUAUUGCAUCGUUAAAUGGCACAGACCAAAAAUAAGAAAGGAAAAAUAAUGGGGUCAAAGGAUCCUCGAAGGUGAAAAUAUAUAACCAAAAAAAAAAGAAAAAAAACAUUUGAAUCACAUUCUUGAUAGAAUACCAAUAUAAAAAAAAAAUAUUUAAUUAUAAUCAAAUUUAUUUAGUAAACUUUAGUAUUAGUAAUUUUAGUGAGACAAAGAAAAAAUUAAGAAAUUGAGAGUAUUAAGUAAAAUGGAAAUUAAUACGUAUUUAAAAAAAUAUAUACAUCAUACUUUGAAAAAAAAAAUAUUACCUACUCAAUUUGAAGGAGAAAUUCUCAAAGAAAAAACUAUUUCAAAAUGAUGGUAAAAGUGUUGGCAGCUCAUCUUUCUUGUCCUUCACUUUUUUGUCACCUUUGGACAGGUAAACUUUAACUCAAAAAACCAAUAUAAAUAUCUAGUGAAAUAUGGAAGGAAUAAAUAAACCAAUAAAAAACCCAAAAAUGAAUAAAUUAAAAUAACAAUAACAGGGAGAAAUUAAUGAAAUUUAAGUCCGAAAUGAACAAAAAAAUGUAUUUUAUGAAAAGAAUUUACCUCUGUUGCAACAAUUAUUUGAGCAUUUAAAAAAGGUAUUAAAAUAUUUUUCAAUUGACAAUUUAAAGAAUUAAAUAAAUUAAUUAAUUAAUCAUAAAUUCCGCCAUUUCGGAUUGAAAUUUUAGCAAUUUAUCCUCAUUGAAAAGAAUGCAUUUAAAAAACAAAUUGAAGGAAAUGUUUAACGUGAAAUGAAAUGUGUGGAGGAAACCCACACAUUGUGUGUUUUGGGGAUACCGCGAGAUUAACAUUUUAUGGUCGAAUUUAAAGCAAUUUUUGCAGUAGAACUGGCAGCAAGAAACCCUAAUGGAAAGUAAUUUCAUGAGAAGAAUUGUAAUUUAAAGAAAAAAAAAAGUAAAAUGAAAGAGAAAAAAUAUUAGAAAUUUCCUCAUUUAGAGGCCUAAAAAAAUGGAGUUUAUCGAUAUUUAUUGGAGUUACAGUAAAAACAAGAAAAAAAGGAAAACACUAAAAAAGUAUUUGCAGAGAAAACAAUAUUUUAAUUUAAGAAACAUGCAAAAAAAAUGAAAAUAGCGAUAAAUGUAAUAAUUAUAUGAAAAAAAAACAACAAUAAUUUAUUGAAAAAACUUUGUAUUCUCAAUUUAGAAAUCCAAAAUGAGAUGAAAAAGAAAACCUUUGUUUAUAUAAAAAAAAAAUGAGAAAAUGAAAAACAUAUAAUGAAGGAUAUAAAAUUGUUUGUCAAUAAUUCAAAGGAAA
Messenger RNA from Lutzomyia longipalpis, 11405 nucleotides. RefSeq lists its product as uncharacterized. The record is from RefSeq and is a predicted model, not a curated record. The transcript has 10 exons. The coding region runs from base 921 to 6692 and encodes 1923 amino acids. NCBI's taxonomy places the organism in Eukaryota, Metazoa, Arthropoda, Insecta, Diptera, Psychodidae.